Psammomys obesus (fat sand rat) is the source of this 3634-nucleotide messenger RNA. It is a transcript of the gene Macc1, whose product is annotated as MET transcriptional regulator MACC1. Gene Ontology annotation, molecular function: protein binding. Gene Ontology annotation, cellular component: cytoplasm. The transcript has 5 exons. The record is from RefSeq and is a predicted model, not a curated record. NCBI's taxonomy places the organism in Eukaryota, Metazoa, Chordata, Mammalia, Rodentia, Muridae. Bases 70 to 2628 code for a protein of 852 amino acids.
CUGCAGAUCACCAAGACUGGCAUGUGCCUAAGCUGAAGAAAUCGGACUCAUUUCCGCAGAUGUGUCAAAAUGCUAACCAGUGAACGAGCCUAUUGUUGGCCAAGAGGAAGUGCUCGAAGUAGAUCUGAAGGAAAUUUGAUAGACAUGGAAGCCUUAAAACUCUCAAAAAGUCACAAUAUGACAGCAUGCCAAGGACUAGGCUUGCCUCACAACUGGCCAGAUGUUUCUACUGUCAAUGGUAAUAGUGAUGCCAAAGCUACAUGUCUGUCCUGGAGUAAGCUGUCUGCCUCGAACCCGUUUCUGGAUGACAUCACACAGCUAAGAAAUAACCAAAAGAGGGAUAAUAUGUCCAUCUUGAAGGAAGAUCCUUUUCUUUUUUUAAGACAAAUAGAAACAAGAAAUUCCUUUGAUUCCUCUGGUGAUGAACUUGACAUGGAUCAGGUGCUGAGGCCAUCUUCCUCAAGGAAGUCAGGAAGGUCUAAGAGUGUUUCAGACCUCCUGGAUACCUUAGAUUAUAUGUCAUACACUCAUCAAAGUAUGAAUAUCUCUGACCAGAUCCUAAUGCAAGACUUAGAAUGGCUUCAAAGUGACCGAGAAGCAUAUAAAAUGGCUUGGCUAAGUCAACGUCAGCUGGCCCGCUCUUGCCUGGAACUGAAUACAAUUAAUCAGAGUCCUGGGUGGGCUCAAACACAAAUUGCAGAAAACAUUGCAGUUUAUAAAUUAAAUCAUCAAGGAGGGUCAGUCCAGUUUCCUGACUCAGAUAUCACUAUUCAUGUACCCCAAGGACACGUAGCUGUAGGGGAAUUCCAGGAGGUAUCUCUGAGAGUGUUUAUGCAUCCUCCACCAAAGCUGAACCAUGAUCUCUCCUGUACUGUAAGCCCCUUGUUGGAAAUCAGGUUAAGCAACCUGAAUACCAUGGAAGCUAUUUUGCUGGAGAUGAAAAUUGGGGCAGAAGUCAAAACAGAUCCCCUGAGCCAAGUCAUGACAGAAAUGGUGUGUUUCUACAGCCUGGACAGAGAAGGCCCCUUCCGAGCACUAAAUAACUGCUAUAUCUACAGAGACACUAUCCAAGCAAAGCUGCUUGACCUGAGCCGGACAAUGUACAUAGUCAUAGCUGCACAGGCUAAGACCAUUCAGCCACCAGCUGCUACUAUCUGGGAUUAUAUUCACAAAACCACAUCCAUUGGAAUUUACGGACCCAAAUAUAUCCAUCCAAGUUUUACUGCUGUUUUCACAGUCUGUGGACACAACUACGUGCCAGGAAAGUUUACAGUCUCUGACAUUAAGAAAGAUGGAAAAAGUACAUCUCCAGUCGUAUUUCACCUCUGGGGGAAGCAUUCAUUUUUACUUGACAAGCCACAAGAUUUAAUUAUUUCAACUUUUUCCUGUGAUCCUGAUUUUGAAGUAAAGGUAGAGGGAGAAGAGAAAGUAAUUGCACAAAGGCAAUUGGAAACAGGUGUGGUAGUUCAUCAACACGUUUUCUUUUCUUCAGUUGAACGCAGAAAGAUGGACUUGUUUGUUUUCCGGGUUCAAGUGGAGCACACCAGUGGAAAACCAGUCACACAGUUCUUUGUCACUUCACCUGAUCCAGCCCCAAAUUUAAAAAGGUUCUCACAUCUGCCAGGCUAUUUCCAGAAGGAGAGAAAAGGACAGAGAAUAUCUUUAUUAUCGACAGGGCUUGUUCAGUACCCCACUUUCCAAGAUAAAAAAUUGGACUUUACCAAUUAUGGGGUUACACUGAAGACAGUACUGAGGCAAAGUAAGAUUGACUAUUUACUUGAGUAUUUGAAAGGGGACACAAUUGCCCUUCUUGGAGAAAGUACAGUAAGAGCCAUUGGACAGUCCAAAGUGAAAGAAUGGUAUGUAGGAGUUCUCCGAGGUAAAAUCGGACUUGUGCAUUGCAAAAAUGUCAAGGUGAUUUCCAAAGAACAAGUGAUGUCUACGUCUGAUGGCAUUUUUACAACUAAGAAUCUUCUGGAACAAAUUGCUUUGCCAUUUAAAAAUCUGACUUAUAUAUACUCUGUUGUAUUGACCCUGGUGUCAGAAAAAGUUCAUGACUGGAAAGUUUUAGCUAAUGUCCUGGGAUACUCACAUCUGGUACAGGAAAAUUUUGAUAGAAUUCAAGCAGACAAGGAACCAGAAAGGGUUUCUUACAUUGUUAAGAAGUUAGAAGAAGAUUGCCAUGAAGACAGAAAUACAAGGAAGUUUCUUUAUGAACUGAUUGUGGCUCUGCUAAAGAUGGAUUGCCAAGGGCUAGUGGCAAGUCUUAUCCAAGAGGCUGUUAUUUUGACUUCAGCAGUCAAGCUUGGAAAAAGCUGGAGGGAACUUGCUGAGAAGUCUGCAGGACUCACUAAGCAUCAGAUACAGGCAUAUGAGAUCCCUCACCGGGGAAAAUCUGGAACUGUGUCAGCCGAGGCAAUGUGGAAACCUGCCUAUGAUUUCCUCUAUGCAUGGAGUGCUCACUAUGGAAAUAGCUGCAGAGAUGUGUUACAAGACCUUCAAUCAGCUUUGGACAGAAUGAAAAACCCUGUCACCAAACGGUGGAGAGAUUUAACUGGAACUUUAAUACUAGUAAAUUCUUUAGAGGUUUUGAGAGUAACUGCUUUCACUAGUUCUCAGGAAAUAUAGAAUGAAGCAAGUUUUGGGAGCAAGGAGAAUGGAAAGGGGGAAAGGUGUGUGUGACAAAGGGGUUGGGGGAUGAGCUCAUAAAGAUGUUUUAGAUUUGGAAAACUGUUUUACCUUCUGAAACAAAACCUGCAACUAUUAACAGAACUGGGUUUUGUAAUCAAAGCUCUUUUUGUGUAUGUUGCAAAGAAAAAUCAUAAAAUGCUCUAUUAUUGAGAAAGAAAGAAAAGCCCUUCUCUCUCCUUCAAAGUUCCUUCAGUUUUCUUAAUUUAAAACACAUGAGUGUUUAAUAACAUCAAACAGAUACCUCAAUAAACUGAAGGCUUCAUCAUAGGCAGCUAAGGUUUACCAUGAGGCAGGAAAAUAGAAGGAGUGAAGACACUUACCUUCAAAGGCUGCAUCUUUUCUCUACAAAUCUCCUCCUAUAUUCUUCAGUGUUCUAUGUGCAAAAAUCAAGGGUGGAAGAGUAUUAGUCUUCCUCCCAAGAGACCCAGCCCAUUGGUGACACCAGGAGUUAGGUCAAUGCAAUCUGAGGCCCUAGAGGAUGCAGAAUGGUUUAUUCCUGGAAGAGUGAGCAAGUUGUGAGCACCCUCUGCCUAAAUAGUUUUGCAGAGGAAGUGGCCCCAGGUUAGCCCCAAUGGUCCCUUGCCAGGAAUGCCCACAGAAGAGAACCAACAAAUACUGUUUCUGGCUAUUGAAAAAUCAUAUCACAUAGCAGAAUAGUGAAAAAAAAUAAUAAAAAUGAAAAUAAAAAUGCAUACUGAGAAGCAAAGCUUAUUCCUCUUUUUAAACAGUCUUGAAUAAUUACCCAAAGGAAAAUAUGUCACUGUCAGAAAAACUGUCUUCAAACAUGGACUGGAAAUUUUUAUUAUUUUCCUUUAGUGUCUUGGGACUAUAUGUAAUCCACCUAAUCUGAAGUAUUAUCCCAUGACCGGAAUGCAAAAUAUUUUUUCUACCAAUCAGGAUAUAUAACACUGAGUUACUACAAACAAUUGCUAUCAUUAAAACA